Messenger RNA from Rodentolepis nana, 1815 nucleotides. The record is from the annotation of a GenBank genome assembly. NCBI's taxonomy places the organism in Eukaryota, Metazoa, Platyhelminthes, Cestoda, Cyclophyllidea, Hymenolepididae.
AUGCGCACAAUUUCCUUCGUGCUUCUUCUUUUAUUCCUUUUUUCUACCUCAAGCGCUAUAACGAACUGGACCUUUCUGGAAUCAGAAUACCCCCUCAAAUCGAAUCACGAGAACCCAGUUAGUCAGUGCCUUCCAAUUGAAGAGCCAUCAUGCCUUGGUCUAGAAUAUACGCACACUUAUCUCCCGAAUAUUAUCGGGCUUACUAGCCAAUCGGAAUCCGCAAAGCGAAUCCAUGAUUAUGCUCCUUUGUUGAAACUAGGCUGUUCGAGCUAUCUGGAGUUCUUUCUCUGCUCUGUCUACUUUCCAAUGUGUACUGAAAGUAUGGGUGAACAGGUAUUGCUUAAGCCCUGUGCAUCUUUCUGUAAUCACGUUAGAUAUCGAUGCGUUCCGUUAAUGUUUAGUUUCAACUUUCCUUGGCCUGAAGAAUUGAAUUGUUCUCGACUUCCUUCAGAUGAUGAAAUGUGUAUUAGACCACAUUCUUUUGAAUCUGAUAACCAUUUAACUGAAGUAUCAACUUUAGUAGUCAAUGAAACAGUAACUAAAACUUCAGAACAUCUAAAUUCUUCUUCCUCGGGUGAAUUUACAGUCGAGCAAAAGAUAAUCGCGAAAUAUAUUCUUGUUGGGGCUGUUUCUCUCAAUGCUAUAUUUUGUCUUAUCUCUGUCAGUCUUUAUACCUGUAAUCGAAAUAGAUUCGCCCACCCUCUGAGACCACUUGCCUUCCUACCGCAAGCCUGUAUGCUGGAAAUGUCCUCGUAUCUACCUCAAUUACUUUUUAGACAAAAUGUUAAGGAUAUUACAGCGGAUCACCGACUCAUAAACAUUGCCUGCAUGGGACAGUUUGCUCUGGCAUAUUAUGCUCGAACAGCAAUUGAAAUUUGGUUCGUGAUUUUAUCUCUCUCUUGGUUUCUUUCUGCUUGCAAGAGCUGGGCUCCUGAAGCUAUUCAAGGUCUAGAACGAUGGUUUCAUGUUAUCGCUUGGGUCCUACCUCUUUUUCCGCCAACAUUCUUUCUCAUAUUCCAAAAGGUUGACGUAGAUGAACUGACGAACUCAUGUUACAUUGGAAAUACUAACAAACUCACGUAUUUUCUUUUUUCUAUUCUACCCGAGGUGUGCUUUAUUCUGAUUGGAGUUGUUUUAAUUUCGUUAACACUUACAUAUCUGCUGCGGAUGCACAGUGAGCUCAAAAGUUUUCGACCCAUGGCGUCAAAUGUAACAAUAAAGGCUAUGCGUACUCCUGCAAAUAGGCGACGUUUAUUGAAGGCUAUUAACAGAGUCAUUUUUACUAUUAUUCUUGUGGCUGGUCCUUUGCUACUAGGGGUGAUUUGUGAUCUAUGGCGACAUAUUAACAACACACCUGGUGAAAUGUACAUUCGAGUGCUCAGAGUUGUCUCCAUUGAGAUGGUUGGAAUAGGAGCCACCCUAGUCCUCUGGUUUAAUCUCAAGAGUAUUCAACUGCUCUACCCUUCCAAAAGAAGUGCAAAGGCAGCAAAUGAUGUGAAUUUCAUUCGAUUUCAAACCAUCAAUCCAGUCAUCAAAGUAGAAUCGAUGAAUUCAGUUCUAAUCUCCCCUCCGUCUCAUUCUCAACUUACUUCAGCGAAGUCAUUCACCCAACUCCCAUUGAACAGUUCCAUGAACCAAAGCAAGACACGAGCCGGCUCCUCCCAUUCUUCCCAAAUACAAUUUCCACCUCAACCGCCAAUGCAGAGACUAGUGAGUCCUCAUAACGCAGCAAAACUUAGAAAUUGGCUGCAAGACACCUUUGAUGAUAGUCCUCUCACGUCGACUUCCUGCUCAUCGCAUUUUGAUGGAAAUUAA